Messenger RNA from Danaus chrysippus (African queen), 309 nucleotides. Lineage: Eukaryota; Metazoa; Arthropoda; Insecta; Lepidoptera; Nymphalidae. The record is from the annotation of a GenBank genome assembly.
AUGCUCGGAUUCUAUAUCCAAACAUUUCGGUCUAGGCAGGAUAAAAAACAUAAUAUUAUACUAGCUGUAAUUCGCGUGAAAGUUACUUUGGGAAGAGGCAGAGGUCGUGGUAAGCGCGUGUACACUAUACAAAUGUCAGAGGGCAAGCGGCGCGGCGGUAAGCGAGGGGGCUCCGGCGCUCCGAGCUCCGCCGGCUCGGGCUCCGCCCCCGCCCCGGACAGCACGCCGCCUUCAGCGCUCCGCAAACAGAACUACUCUCUGUUCCUCAAGCAGCGCGCCGUACUGUUCUCAGCCAAGAAGUGGAAGUAG